Molecule: messenger RNA, 1115 nt
Organism: Lentinula edodes (shiitake mushroom)
Lineage: Eukaryota; Fungi; Basidiomycota; Agaricomycetes; Agaricales; Omphalotaceae
Product: P-loop containing nucleoside triphosphate hydrolase protein
Exons: 4
Coding region: 28-1008 (326 amino acids)
Biological process (GO): iron-sulfur cluster assembly
Cellular component (GO): cytosol
Molecular function (GO): 4 iron, 4 sulfur cluster binding; ATP-dependent FeS chaperone activity; ATP binding
Source: RefSeq, a predicted model, not a curated record
GACCGAAACAUCUUGAUUACACCGACCAUGAUUGCAGUCCAGUCCGCUACUGAAGUUCCUAAUCCUCUCUCAGUGCCAUCAAAUGCUCCGGAACACUGUCCGGGAACCGAAUCUGAAUUCGCCGGAAAGUCAACAGCAUGUGAAGGAUGUGCCAACCAAGAAAUAUGCGCUUCCAACACACCGAAGGGUCCUGAUCCUGCACUUUCCUUCAUCAAACAAAGGAUGUCUUCCGUAAAGCGCAAGAUUCUGGUUCUGUCAGGCAAGGGAGGCGUUGGGAAAUCAACUUUCACAGCACAAUUAGGUUGGGCUUUUGCUGCUGACGAAUCCACGCAGACAGGCAUCAUGGACGUCGAUAUCUGCGGUCCUUCGAUACCGACCAUCCUUGGUAUUGCUUCAGAGCAAGUUCACUCCUCUUCCACUGGUUGGUCACCCGUGUAUGUACAAGACAAUCUCGGAGUCAUGUCUGUUGGAUUCAUGCUUCCUUCCUCCCGUGACGCUGUGAUGUGGCGAGGACCCAAGAAGAACGGACUGAUAUCACAAUUUCUCAAAGAUGUCGAUUGGGGUGAUCUUGACUAUUUGGUAGUCGAUACGCCACCAGGAACGUCCGACGAGCAUCUGAGCAUCGUACAGUUCUUGAAAGAAAGUGGUAUAGAUGGCGCUGUCCUCAUAACCACACCACAAGAGGUCGCGUUACAGGACGUACAUCGGGAGAUUGAUUUUUGCAAGAAGGUUGGCAUUCGAAUAUUGGGCAUUGUGGAAAAUAUGUCUGGUUUUGUGUGCCCGUCUUGUAAGACGGAAUCACAGAUAUUCAAGCCAAGCACAGGCGGGGCGAAAAGACUGGCAGAGGAAACUGGCAUCGAGCUUCUGGGUGCUGUACCAUUGGACCCAAGGAUAGGAAAGAGCGCAGAUUAUGGAGUCAGCUUCUUGGAUGAAUAUCCUGACAGCCCUGCUACUACAGCAUAUCUAGAUAUCAUCGGGCGCAUCAAGGAAAUUUUAGGCGACAAUUGAAUUUUCAGAAUCCUACUUGCAAUUCCUGGAUAGGAUAGGAUAGGAUAUGAAUUAUACUGGCGAGGUCCGAUUCCCGAACAACCAGUUUACCAUGUACUGUACAAUAU